Molecule: messenger RNA, 1697 nt
Organism: Protopterus annectens (West African lungfish)
Lineage: Eukaryota; Metazoa; Chordata; Ceratodontiformes; Protopteridae
Product: ornithine transcarbamylase, mitochondrial-like
Exons: 10
Coding region: 331-1383 (350 amino acids)
Biological process (GO): L-citrulline biosynthetic process
Cellular component (GO): mitochondrion
Molecular function (GO): ornithine carbamoyltransferase activity; amino acid binding
Source: RefSeq, a predicted model, not a curated record
UAAGCACACCCUAACACACUCUGUUAGGCAUUGUAGCAUGAUUAUGUCCAUAUACAGUCUGUCUACAGAGAGUGAAACAGGAGACCCCCCAAAUGAACAAGUUCCUUCUGAUACAGGAAAAAAGCACAUCUGUUGGUGUGGUGGGUGACGUUGGAUCCUCAACUCCAGUAGUACUACAGGGCUGAUUUUGUUAAGGUACCACUACCAGUAGGUUGCAUUGGUCCAGUCUUUCUGUUUGUAACCUAUUAACUUGGUGCAUUUUCUGUCUGCAGUACUUGUAAAUCUCUGGUCAACUCCCUCAAGUCGGCAUUUUACGAGUGUCUGGAAAAUAUGCUGCAUUUCAGAGGAAUCGUUUGUGCCAAAACCCUACAAAGUACUUUGUGCCAUGUGAGAAACUUUAGGUUGGCAGUACCAGUUUUCAACAGUGUUAACCUAAAAGGUCGUGAUCUACUGACUUUGAGAGAUUUCAAUUCUGAUGAAAUAAAGCAAUUGCUGUGGACUGCAGCAGACUUGAAACACAGAAUAAAAGAGAAUGCAGAGGUCCUGCCUUUGUUGAAAGGGAAAUCUCUGGCUAUGAUUUUUCAAAAAAGGAGCACCAGAACAAGAUUAUCCACAGAAACAGGUUUUGCUCUACUUGGUGGACAUCCUUGUUUCCUUUCUUCAGAAGUCAUUCGUGAUAAUGAAAGCAUCAAAGAUAGAGCACGUGUUGUAUCUAGUAUGACAGAUGUGAUCCUCGCCCGUAUCUACAGCCAGUCUGACUUAGAUCAGUUAGCCAAGGAGGCAUCAGUUCCAGUGAUCAGUGGGUUGUCGGAUAUAUACCAUCCUAUUCAGAUUUUAGCUGACUACCUUACACUUCAGGAACACUUUGGGAAGCUGCGUGGCCUUACAUUGUGCUGGAUUGGUGAUGGAAAUAAUGUCCUAAAUUCCUUUUUGAUGAGUGCUGCAAAGUUAGGAAUGCAUCUGAGGAUUGCAACUCCAAAGGGAUAUGAACCUGAUGCCAGUAUGAUGAAAAUAGCAAAUCAGUAUUCCAAAGAGUUUGAGACUAAAUUGGUUUUAUCAAAUGACCCCAUGGAAGCUGCAAAGGGAGCCAAUGUUUUAAUUACAGAUUACUGGGUGGGCAUGCAGCAGGAAGCAGAGAGAGAAGAAAGGCUGAAGGCUUUCAGUGGUUACCAAAUCACAAUGCAGACCGGAAAAGUAGCUGCUCCUGACUGGGUCUUUCUGCACUGCCUACCUAGAGAACAAGAAGAGGUGGAUGAUGAGGUCUUUUACUCAGAUCAUUCCCUAGUUUUUCCAGAGGCUGAAAACAGGAAGUGGACCAUUAUGGCAAUCAUGGUUUCGGUAUUAACAGAAUACUCACCACUGCUUAAGAAACCCAUAUUUUAAAAUUAUUAAAUUAGCUGUGUUUGUACUCUUUAUGUUACAGUACAAUUCUAAAAUACAUUUUAUUGUAAAUGUUUUAUGUAAACUCCUUGAAUAUACAGCGGAAAUUUUAAAUACAAUUUUAUAUACAGAAUUUUGGAUGCAUUAUUUGUUUUUUAACAUGAGAUAUUGUGAUGAUGUUUAUUACUUCUGAAAGUUUAUCUUUUCAAAAACUGAAUUAUGAUUAUUAGUUUUCAGUUAUAGGUUCAUAGGUUCAUAGGUUUAUACUAGGCUAUCUGCCCUAAGGCAUUUAUAAGCCUAGCCCAAAUUUUUGUGGC